UUAUAACAGGUUUUGAAAUGAAAUGUUCAUAACUUUAAACAUUUUACAGUUUUUAAUGACUUGAAACAUUACAAUUAUAUAUAUAAAUAUACAGUUAUAAGGAUUUGUUAAGGAGUAAAAUAAUACAGCCCAUUGUUUGGGGGUAAAUCAGAUUUGAGUUAGAGAUAUGACGGGAUUGUAUAGUUUGUUAUUGUUCGGUCUUUGCGUUGUUAUAAAGUUUGAUGUUGCGGCAGCGGUAAAUGGGACGUGUUAUGUGACGGGUGCGUUUCAAAAAUAUCAAGAAGGGGAAAUUUUUCAACAUCCGCAUAACCCUUGCUAUUUAUGCGAAUGCUGUGCUGAUGGAAUAUUCACGUGUACACCGAGAAAGUGUCCGGAAGCCUCGUGUGGUAUACUGAAACAAACUAGAUAUUCAGAAGAUGGUUGCUGCAAGCAGUGCUGUGAAGAGUGUGAUGAAGAAUGCCCAGAGCUUACGUGUACCUACCAGGUCUACAAAGCGGACUCAUGCUGUAAAUCAUGUGGCUGUAAAUACAAUGGCGUUGUUGUGCCACAAGGUCCAGUUGGUCAUAAGUGUGACAAUUGCGAGUGCCUCGCUAAUGGAAAGGUUGUGUGUGAUCGCCCACCGUGUCCCCCUGAAUCACUAAAAUGUGUUAACCCAACAUAUGCGAGCUCAACCAACUGCACGUGGGUUUGUCCUACUGGGGAUUAUACAUGUCGUAGGGGGCAGGUGGUCAUACCUGCAGGAAAGGUUGUUCGAAUUAAAAAUAAGAUAUGUACAUGUAAUACACAACAUUUCUACACCAGAGCGUUUUGUGCAAAUAUUCAAGAAAUGUUUGGAAAAAGAUUUAGACACCUUUGGUAUGGGAAAUGCCUUGAUAAAUACAAGGGCUCUGAGAUUUUGACGAACCCCAUGAAAUACAUGCAGCCUCAAUAGGAUCUAUAGAGAAAAAAACACUCGCUUUUGCGUCGUGGAAAAUAUUACCAUUUUUGAAAUUCUAUUUUUCCUAACAUUAUUCUGUUAUUUCUAGAUAUUUUAUUUAUUCGUUCGGACAUGCACCAGAUGCUUCUUUAUAUCUUCCGGAAUUUUACGCGAUUCUCUUUGUCUUUCGGCAAUUUCAGGAUGUUUCUUUUAUUCUGUUAUCAAACUGAUUUGACUGUUAACUUAAGUGGAUUUUCAGAGGGAUAUUUAUAUUUAUGAUGAAUAUAUUAAUGCUUAUAUUAGAUACCCUAAUUAUUCCAAAGCAAUAAAAUACUGUGUGAAGGUAGUCGGAUGAUAACACCUAACUGACAACAAUAACUUGUGUAUAAAAGCGUUAUGUUACAUCAAAAUCGAAACAAUAUGUAUUAAAUUAUAAUAUCAAAAAUAAAUCUAUGCAUUCUCA
Messenger RNA from Ruditapes philippinarum (Manila clam), 1379 nucleotides. RefSeq names its product kielin/chordin-like protein. The record is from RefSeq and is a predicted model, not a curated record. The transcript has 4 exons. Bases 167 to 931 code for a protein of 254 amino acids. NCBI's taxonomy places the organism in Eukaryota, Metazoa, Mollusca, Bivalvia, Venerida, Veneridae.